Messenger RNA from Rosa rugosa (rugosa rose), 1377 nucleotides. RefSeq lists its product as uncharacterized. The transcript has 3 exons. The coding region runs from base 202 to 1185 and encodes 327 amino acids. The record is from RefSeq and is a predicted model, not a curated record. NCBI's taxonomy places the organism in Eukaryota, Viridiplantae, Streptophyta, Magnoliopsida, Rosales, Rosaceae.
ACUUCCUCAAUCUUUGGUCACCUCUGCCUCCAAUACCUUCCGGUCAUUAACAAGUUAACAUCCGCCACAGCUUCCAAUUCUUCCAUUGAAAUUCACAUCAUUCUUACAUUUGAUUCAGACAAUUAUAUGUCUCUAAGUUCGAUCUUUGUUGUUCUGUGCCUAAUUACAGUUAUGGAUUAAUGUUAAUGCGACCACCACGCUAUGGAGUUUUUCAAAAGAGCUAGAGUGGUACGAUUGCGAAGCCACCAUGAAAAAUAUCUAUUAGCAGAGGAUGAUCAAGAGACUGUGUGCCAAGAUCGUGAUGGAACGGCGAGGAAUGCUACAUGGACAGUGGAGAUUGUCCAAAGUGGAACAGCUUUACGUUUGAAAAGCUGUUAUGGAAAAUACUUAACAGCUUCUAACAUGCCAUUCCGUCUAGGAUUGAGAGGCAAGAAAGUCCUACAAACCCUGCCAAAGAGACUCGAUUCUUCUUUGGAAUGGGAGCCUGUAAGGGAGGGAUACCGGAUUAAGCUCAAGACACCCUAUGGUCAAUUCUUGCGUGCAAAUGGCGGUGUACCACCUUGGAGAAACUCCAUCACCCAUGAUGUCCCUCAUAGAUCUGCAAGACAAGAUUGGGUUUUGUGGGAUAUAGAUGUUGUGGAGCUUAAACGUGAUUCUCCAGAACAUCCAUCAAUGGCUGCGGCACAGCCCACUCCUGCAAGGGCACAAUCCCCUCCUGCAAAGGCACAAUCACCUCCUGCAAAGCCACAGUCCCCUCCUGCAGCGCCACAAUCCCCUCCUGCAGUGGCACAACCCCCUACUUCUCCACCACCUGAAUUACCUAUAGAGAUUUCAGAAUCGAGCUCUCCGACUAAGAUUGAGCUUAGGUCUCCCCAACUUCUCCAAAAAGAGUCAAGGAAGUCAAUUGAUCAUGGUUCGCCAAGGAACAAUGGAAGAAUGAUCUUCUAUCAUGUAGCAGAUGACAAAGGAGAAGCCCAUGACGAUGGAACAGAAAGUGUUUCCUUUUCAUUCAAAGGUAGUGAGGUAGAGGCGUUGAAGAAAAGGUUGAAGGAAGAGACAGGGCUCGAGGAAUUUGAAGUAUGUUCACGCAAUCCACUGAAUGGCCAACUUUACCCACUUCGCUUACAUCUUCCUCCAAACAACCAUGAUAUGCAUGUUGUGGUGGUUCCCUCCUUGAGUCCUUGACCGAAAGGUUAGACAUUUUCAAGGAUCUGAAUCAUCACCGGACUGAAUUCACACUAGUUGUCAAGAACAACAGAAUGAUACCCGCUUAUUUCGUAGGCUCAGCUUCAUACCGUGUAAAUGGUGAGGCAGAUGGAUUAGUAACUUGUUCAUAUACACCGCUACAUCUAGAAGUAGCACAUCUUUUCUGCAAAA